Molecule: messenger RNA, 696 nt
Organism: Myiozetetes cayanensis
Lineage: Eukaryota; Metazoa; Chordata; Aves; Passeriformes; Tyrannidae
Product: interferon alpha-2-like
Exons: 1
Coding region: 1-696 (231 amino acids)
Biological process (GO): cytokine-mediated signaling pathway; defense response; adaptive immune response
Cellular component (GO): extracellular region
Molecular function (GO): type I interferon receptor binding; cytokine activity
Source: RefSeq, a predicted model, not a curated record
AUGAUGAACGAAAACUUCUCCUACAGAAUAAUUAAAUUUCAAGAUUUUGAAGAAACAGGAGCCCACGAAUGCCUUCAAAGCAUCCCAGCCUGUCUCAGAAUUUAUAGACAGGAAAGGAAGAACACUAGAGCUUGCUUUAUCAUGAAUGCUUUUGGAUGGAUACAACUUGGUCUUACUCUGUUGUGCACCACCGUCAUCUGCAGUCAUCAGUGCAACCAUCUUCAAUUACAGCAAAGAAAAGCGAUUGAAAACAGCCUGCAACUUUUGGACAAAAUGGGCAAAAACUUUCCUCAACAAUGUCUAAGAGAGAAAAUAUCCUUCAGAUUUCCUAAGCGGGUUCUAGAGUCCAGACAGAAAGAGACUGUCAGAGUUGCCAUUGAAGAGAUCUUCCAACAUAUAUUCUAUAUCUUUAGCAGAAAUUUGACUCUAGCUGCUUGGGAUGGGACAGCUUUGGAUCAGUUCCAAAAUGGACUUUAUCAGCAAAUUGAGCAAUUGGAGGCAUGUGUAAUCAAAAAGCACACCCACUACUGUUGGAAUAAAGAAGUCAGCAGGCUGAAAUUGAAAAAAUACUUCAAAAAAAUAGACUGUUUUCUUAAAGACAAACAACACAACCUGUGCUCCUGGGAGAUCAGCCGUGCAGAAAUCAGGAGAUGUCUCCAACUGAUUGAUAAAGUGACAAGGGAGCUUAACAACUAA